Molecule: messenger RNA, 1032 nt
Organism: Pneumocystis jirovecii RU7
Lineage: Eukaryota; Fungi; Ascomycota; Pneumocystomycetes; Pneumocystales; Pneumocystaceae
Exons: 7
Coding region: 1-1032 (343 amino acids)
Biological process (GO): positive regulation of ATP-dependent activity; protein folding
Cellular component (GO): cytosol
Molecular function (GO): ATPase activator activity; protein-folding chaperone binding
Source: RefSeq, a predicted model, not a curated record
AUGUCUGCAACAUCUCGUAAUCCUGGAAAUUGGCACUGGACGAGUAAAGAUUGUCGUCCAUGGACAAAAUCAUAUUUUGCAAAAGAAUUGAUUGUUUCAGCGGAAAAAAACGGUAUUUUUGCAUCAAUUACAAAGUUAACGGAUUGUACUGGCGAUGUAGAUGUUUCUAUGAGGAAAGGAAAGAUUAUUACUAUUUAUGAUUUGAAAAUUGUUCUUGAAUUUAAUGGGAGAUUAGUAGAUGGCACAGAUGUUUCUGGAUCUAUAACGAUCCCAGAAGUUGCUUAUGAUACUGAUCAAUAUGUGUUUGAAAUAGAGGUGUUUUCUGAAACAAAAGAAAAUCAAAUUAUCAAAGAAUUUAUCAAAUCUGAGCUUGUUCCGCAGAUCGAAGAGCGGUUGUCACUUCUUGGGGAAGUUCUUAUAGAAACUCAUGGGAAAGAUGUUCUUUUAUCUGUCGACAAAGGUGUUACACCAAAGCCAUCUGAGCCCAUUGUAGAUCAUAGUGUUUCUAGGAAUGGUGUAAAUACUACUAAAGCUGUUUAUGGGACUGAAUCGGCUUCAAGAAUAGGAAAUCAUUCAAUUAUCAAUACUGUAUUGAUCUCUGAUAAUAUUGAUUUUCAAGCUCCUGUUUCUGAGCUGUAUAAUACUUUUAUAGAUUUUUCUCGUGUAAAAACAUGGACACGUUCGUCACCACAUAUUGAUCCUAAAGUUGGAGGUAAAUUUUCUCUUUUUGGAGGAAAUGUUCAAGGUGAAUUUUUAAAAUUGAUUGAACCAAAAGAAAUCACUCAGUUAUGGAGAUUGGGAACUUGGCCAGAAGGUCAUUACGCUAAACUAAUUUUAAUAUUUGAUCAGGGAAUGACUGGAACUACAUUAAGGAUGAAAAUGGAAGGUGUUCCUGUUGAUCAAGAAGAUGUUGUCAAAUCUAAUUUUGAAGAGUAUUAUGUUAAACCCAUUAAAACUGCAUUUGGAAAUACACUUCAUGAUAAAGGUUUGGAACUUGUUUAUCCAGUAAAAAUAUAUGAUACAAAGUAUUAA